Symsagittifera roscoffensis is the source of this 1844-nucleotide messenger RNA. RefSeq lists its product as uncharacterized. The record is from RefSeq and is a predicted model, not a curated record. The transcript has 2 exons. Bases 25 to 1674 code for a protein of 549 amino acids. NCBI's taxonomy places the organism in Eukaryota, Metazoa, Xenacoelomorpha, Acoela, Convolutidae.
AAAGUAAUUUUUAAAUUUCAGAUUAUGGACAGCAGUUUUGAUAGUGCUGUUUUUGACCUGGACGAGGAUGUUGCAUCUUUCCUUUAUGAUGGACGCUACUCAGACAUCGAAGAAACGAUACUUGAACUGCGAAAUGACAUUACGGAUAGGACGAACUCGAUUUUGACGCGCCAGCCGACAUUACUUGAAGACACCGAAGCGCUGCUUUCGGAAUUGACCAAUACAAAUCGGGAAGUAGAAUCGAUAUCGAACAAAGUGCUUGGAAGUUUACUACCUGCGUUUGAACUUAAUUCAGAAGCAGUUGAAAAGAAAUUUGAUAGACAAAGGGCACUCGGAAUAAUCACGCGCUGUUUAACAUGCUACUUGAGAACGUCUGAAUUGUCUCACAAGUGUAAAAAAUUGCUCAAACAUGAAAAACUGGAAGCGGCUUCUGAAUUUUUUGUUAAGUUAAAUCAAGAAUUCAAAAAUUUUGAAUAUUUACAAUUUACAGAUUCAAGACUGUGUACAGAAAUUGCCGAAAUCAGAGAAGAAAUUAAAUGUCUAUUUGACGAUUUAUUAUUGCGCAAUUUUAGGAAGUUUUCCAGUUUUGAUGAAAGUACCUUGACGAUUGAAAAGGCGAGCGCAAGUUCAGAAUGCGUUAUGCGAAUCGCCGAAAAGACCGAUUCUUUCCGAAAUCUUUUCAAAGUGCUUAAAACAGAACUUUUUGAAAAGUUUUUCUCGAGUCUAUAUGAAUCGUAUCAAAUUGAGCGUGCACAUGGCAAAACUGCAUUGAAGUUCGAAUUCAAAUGUAAGUCAGAUACUAAUUCAGUAAAAGAGUCUUUACAAGAUGUCACUGGGUUCUUAGAAACCCUAAAAGAGUCAUUUUUGGGUUUCACGACAUCAGAAAUGAGUUUUCUGAGACUUUUUUAUGCAAAUGAGAGUUAUGGUCAUCAGCUCACGAAAAGCAUUGAAGAACGAAUUCUGAAAGCCAAAGUUCCUAAAACGGUCAAUGAUUUGUACUGUUACGAUUACUCGGUCUUAGAGUCUUGCGAAUCGACUCUAUGUGCAUUAGGUGUAGCGAGUGAAAAUUGUUUCGCCGAGUUUCGAAAAAGUCUCGAAACGCAUUUUGUGACUAGUUUUGUAUCUGAUGCUCUAGCAGCGUGCAGAAGUCUUACACUUAGUGAUUUGUCAGACACGGUGGUAAUUGAAUGCAGCAGAGUUGAUCAUGAGUCAUCCAAAACUUCACCGAAAAGUGUGAUUCCGGCACUAAGUGACGAAAACCGGCACUUUAUGCACCGAAGUUUGAAUCAGCUUCCAAAAAUGUCAAUCAGUCUCUCAGUGCGCAAGUUAUCACAGCAUAUUCACCACUGCAUCGAGCAAGCAUCGCUUCUUAAAAGUGAAACGAACGCGACCUUUCUCCUCCAGUGUAGUUUAGAUCUCAUGACCAUGUACUGCAAUUUGACCACCGCAUACCACGAGUCCAGCUCUGCAAUCCAAGUGCCAUACAUAAAUGCAGUGCAGUACAAUAACCUCAUGUUCAUGGCACAAAAGUGUGUCUUCUAUGGACUGGUGCCCCUGCAAUACAAACAAGGAGUAGUUUGUGCUAGUUUGGGAGUGACUGUAGCUACAUUCCUGCAGUUUGUUCCAGUUUUGAGACACAAAGCGGAGUCUUUAUUUAAAGUAAGAAAGUUAUGACUUUAAUUACGUUUUCUCAUGCUGCUGCUAUUCUAAUUGAUAGAGGACAAAAUUAAUUAUGCCACAAUUGUGUGCGAGUGAUAUUCACACCUGCGUGAGCGAGUGUAUUGUAAUCAGGCACUAGACUUUCUUUCCUGUAAACAACUUAUCUCAAACAUCUGUCAGAAAUU